This is a messenger RNA of Cottoperca gobio, 836 nucleotides long. RefSeq names its product transient receptor potential cation channel subfamily M member 1-like. Gene Ontology annotation, cellular component: plasma membrane. NCBI's taxonomy places the organism in Eukaryota, Metazoa, Chordata, Actinopteri, Perciformes, Bovichtidae. The transcript is spliced from 5 exons. Gene Ontology annotation, biological process: monoatomic cation transmembrane transport; metal ion transport. Gene Ontology annotation, molecular function: calcium channel activity. The coding region runs from base 69 to 836 and encodes 255 amino acids. The record is from RefSeq and is a predicted model, not a curated record.
CGCAUUGCUCGUCCACCGAUGCCUACGGGGUCAUCGAGUUUCAGGGGGGAGGACACGUCAACAAGGCCAUGUACAUCCGGGUGUCCUAUGACUCCAAAGCGGACCACCUGCUGCACCUGAUGGUGAAAGACUGGCAGCUGGAGCUCCCCACGCUGCUCAUCUCGGUGCACGGAGGUCUGCAGAACUUCGACCUGCCCCCCAAACUUAAGCAGGUCUUUGGGAAAGGACUGAUCAAAGCGGCGGUGACCACCGGAGCCUGGAUCUUCACCGGAGGCGUCAGCACGGGAGUGAUCCGGCACGUUGGAGACGCUCUCAAAGACCAUUCUUCAAAGUCCAGAGGGAAAGUCUGCGCCAUCGGCAUCGCACCAUGGGGCAUUAUCGAGAACAAAGAGGACCUCAUCGGGAGAGACGUGUGUCGGCCCUAUCAGACCAUGACCAACCCGCUCAGCAAGCUGUCGGUGCCGAACAGCAGCCACUCCCACUUCAUCUUGGCCGACAAUGGGACCCACGGGAAGUACGGCGCCGAGGUCCGCCUCCGCCGGCAGCUGGAGAAACAUAUUGCUCUGCAGAAGAUCAACACACGUGAGUCAGAGCGGCUCAUCGUAAAUGUGGCACUAUGGUUUAUAUUUCUUAUUAAAAUGAGUGUCUGUGUGUCAGGUCUGGGUCAGGGCGUCCCCGUGGUAUGUCUGAUCCUGGAGGGGGGGCCGAACGUCAUCUCUAUCGUGUUGGAGAGUCUGAAGGAGGAACCUCCGGUCCCUGUCGUCAUCUGUGACGGCAGCGGCCGCGCCUCGGACAUAAUUUCCUUCGCUCACAGAUACUGCGGGGAGGACGGGUGA